Molecule: messenger RNA, 1299 nt
Organism: Abrus precatorius (Indian licorice)
Lineage: Eukaryota; Viridiplantae; Streptophyta; Magnoliopsida; Fabales; Fabaceae
Product: F-box only protein 13-like
Exons: 1
Coding region: 15-1262 (415 amino acids)
Molecular function (GO): protein binding
Source: RefSeq, a predicted model, not a curated record
GUUAUUCUUUGUCAAUGGAAUGUAACGAUCGGCAUAGUCAAAGUGUAAGCUUGAAGAGAAAGUCACCAGAAAAUAGAGAUCAUAUACUCUUCAACAGUUUUUCUAUGGAUGACCUUAAUCAAGAUCUCUUUGAAAGGGUGCUUUCAUGGUUACCAACUUCCACAUUCUUUCGCCUAACUUCUGUGUGCAAAAGAUGGAAAUCAGUUGCUGCUUCUGCUAGUUUCAAGCUUGCUUGCUCUCACAUUCCUUCAAGGGAUCCUUGGUUUUUUAUGGUUGCUCCCAACCUCAACCAAUCUGUUAUUUUUGACUCUGCUGAAGGUACUUGGAAAAGGCUAAAUCACCCACCUUUUCUGCAAGAAGAAUGUAACCAUAGUUGCAUGCCAGUUGCAGCUUCUGGGGGCUUGAUUUGCUACCAAAAAUUAUCAGGAAACUUCAUUGUAAGCAAUCCUGUGACAGGAUCUUGUCGACAACUCCCUCCACUGCAUUUUACCUCAGAACAUCAACCUCUCAAUGCCAUUGUGAUGAGCACAACUUCCAAAGACCAAUUCUCCUUCAAAGUUGUCCUAGUUGUUGGUGAACUUCCAAAUCUCUUGUUUAAGGUCUACAAUUCAAGUUCUGGCUGUUGGGAAGGUGAGAUUGCACUGAGGAGAAAGGUUGAAGACCGUAAUUCAGUGGAAUAUGAUUCAACUGAUGACAAUGUUGUGUACUUCCUCAGCAAGGCUGGAAUUGUGGUGGCAAGUAACAUGCAGAGAAGCCCAUCUAAGCAAUAUUCAUCAGUUAUCACUGACAAAGAUGGUCAAGAGAUUGUGUAUUUUGUUAGCUCCUCAGGGAAAGUUGUUGCUUGCAAUUUGACAUGCAAGUGCUUCUUCGAGUAUCCCAGGUUGUUGCCUGUUUUUAGUGAGUAUUCCAUUGAUGUUGUGGAGUGUAAUGGGGAGAUGCUUGUUGUUUUGUUAUCAGAAUUCUUGGAAACUGCAAGUCUUAGGGUAUGGAAAUAUGAUGAGGCUAAUAGAUGUUGGCAUCAGAUUGCAGCAAUGCCUGUAGCAAAUUCUCAUGAGUGGUAUGGAAAGAAAGCAGAUAUUAACUGUGUUGGAGCUGGUAACCAUAUCUUUAUAUGUUUGAACUCCUCUGAGCUAUGUACUUAUAUUAUGUGUGAUUUGGAGACCAACAAAUGGGUUGAAUUGCCAAACUGUUGCAUAAAUGGCCAAGUCAUGGACUUCAUGUCUGCCUUUUCAUUUGAGCCUAGGAUAGAGGCUUCUGUGUGAUAGUAAUCUUGACUUUGAUUAACAUAUUUUUUCUGUU